Molecule: messenger RNA, 2026 nt
Organism: Colletotrichum navitas
Lineage: Eukaryota; Fungi; Ascomycota; Sordariomycetes; Glomerellales; Glomerellaceae
Exons: 2
Coding region: 237-1802 (521 amino acids)
Cellular component (GO): nucleus
Source: RefSeq, a predicted model, not a curated record
GUCCUUAGGUGGGUCCGUGCUAUCGUUAUCAGACCAGCAGAGGAAAGCUUGUCCCGGACCGAGUCGCACCCAGGCCCCUCCUUCUGUGGCCGGUGCAGCGCACAAAAUUUUGUUUGACCGCCCAGGAUCGUGCAAUUUUCUGCCAUGAAUAAGUUCACCAGCGACCCUCAAACUCCAGAAGACGAAAUCUCCUCCCCGUUGCUAAGGAAGGCGAUGCUCUUCCCAAUUCGACUGCCAUGACGAAGAGGAAGGCCCAAGAGGCCGCUGUCGCACCCGGCCCUAAAAGGUCUAAGGCAGAGAAUCUAGAAGACAUUGCUCCCAGCGACGACGACUACGACGAUACCGCCAGCAACUCUGGCUCGACUGCGAAUGCAGAGGUAGAGUCCGUCCAGACUGGCCAGACCUCCCUCACCACCCGCUCCCGCAAAUUUCCCUCCGACCUCAAAACGAUUCCCUGCACCUAUCCGGACUGCAACAAGACCUUCAACCGGCCGGCUCGCCUGGCCGCUCACCUCCGCUCUCAUACGGACGACCGGCCCUUCAAGUGUACCUACCCCGGCUGCGAUAAGGACUACCGCGAAGAGAAGCACCUCCGCCAGCACGUCAAGGGUUCCCACACCCAGGAGCGGGCCUACACCUGCACCCACGAGGGCUGCGGCAAAUCAUUCCUCACGGCGACCCGCCUGCGCCGCCAUCAGGACGUCCACGCCGGCCAGGAGCGCUUCCGCUGCCGCGAUUUCCCUCCCUGCAACCAGAGUUUCCGCAAGCACAACACCCUUCAGCGACACAUCCGAUCCGAACACCUCGGUGCCCACGCCUACCCGUGCACGGUGCCCGGCUGCGGCGCAGGCUUCGACUCCCAGGGUGCGCUACGGAACCACACGCGCCGCGAGCACAGCGAGCCGCAGUUCUGGUGCGAGGAGUGCGGCAAUGAAGACGAAAACGCCAGGGUCGGGUUCACGACCCUCGCGCUGCUGCAAGCGCACAUCCGCAAGGAGCACCUCAACUGCAUAUUUUGUGAGUUCAAGUGCACAGGGCGAUGGGAGCUGGAGCGGCAUGUCGAGAUGCACCACUCUGGCAUCCCUGUUGACGCGCGCAAGACGAUUCCCUGCACAUGGGAGGGUUGUGAAAAGAAGUUCACCAAGAAACACAACCUCACGGUGCACAUCCGCACGGCGCAUGAGGGUUUCCGCUUCGUCUGCGGUGAGGUCGACGUCAGGGGCUCCCCCGACCUCGAGAGCUGGUCGAACGAGCAGGGCUGCGGCGGAGGCUUCGUCACCAAAGCAAACCUCGAGGACCACAUCCGCUACGUCCACCUGGGCUUGGAGCGCCCCGUGCCCAACCAGAAAGCCCCUAACAUCAUCGACGAUAUCGCCGGCACGAAGCGGACCAUCCUAUGCACCAUGCCAGGCUGUACGGCACGCUUCAUCCGUCACCACGAUCUCCAGGUCCAUCUCGAGCAGCACCCACCGCCCUCCCCGACCGCUCCGCGCAUGGACCAGAUCGAGGCCGCCAUCCUCAGCCUGGCGGACGACCCUAAUGCCAACAGCGCACCGUUCGAUGGUGAUCGCGAGAUGCCGGAGCUGCCGCUGUACGGCAUCAUCCCCGGCGUGACGGACUUCGCGGGCGUCGGCGGUGGCGGCGGCGACGUUUCCGGUCCGAGCGACGACUUCUGGAUUGGCGCGGCCGACGAGUUCGGCACGCCGCCGCAGACGUGGCAAGAGGAGGAGGCGGCCAUGCGCGCGCUCAUCGACGAGAACUUUUCGCAGUUUGUCGACCCGGCACUCGGAACCACGGCCUAAACGGCGACGGUGGACGGAGCCGGACCGUCGCAGAAACCGAAACAGUCCGCGCGAUGCUUUUCUUUUUCUAAUUUACUUUACGGCAGCAAUGAUACCCGGCCACACGGAAGGCCACGACACGCACAAGAACUUGCUAGAUAAAAAUAAGGGGGUCACCAAAAGUUGUUGCUUUGAUCAGUCAAAAUGUAUAUAUACACUAUCUGUGGGAGCUACAAAAAAGUCGU